UAUGCAAUAAUCACCCCUCAAAAGAAAAAAAAACUGCUUCUUAAUUUAUAAUGCUUAGAUAUGCAUUAAUUACUUAUUUUUCUGUAUGCAAUUUUUUUAGAGGAGACUCACACCAACUUAAUCAGCUAGAAAGAAGGAUGACUAUCAGAAUCUAAAGAGAUAAUUGAGUAAAACCCCACCAGAAGGAGUUUGCAACGGCUGCUACACAAACAGCUAAUUAUCAAGUCUUAGCAAGCGGCUCAAUUUCAGGAAUUCCGAAACAAAUUCUUUGGAUAAACACCAAAUUUUGUGGUGAAACUGAUUCUGAAGAUAGGAUUGAAAGGUAAAACAAAUUUGUUGAAAUGUUUGGGGAAAGUAAAUCCCGUUCUUCCUGCACUGAAAUUUCAAUUUGGAUAACAACCAAAUUUUGUGGUUUGGGUGUUAUGCUCCAUUUCCCAGCCCAACCCAUAUAAAAACCUAAUUAUUUCUCUCUAUUUUGAUUACACAACCAGUUUGGUAUAACUUACUGAAAAGAACUGGCUUUCGAGAAAGAAGCUUAUCUCAACAAUUUACAAUUUCCUUCUCCUUCACAUGAAGGUUGACAUGAAUCCCUAAAAAAUCCAGAAGUAUGAAAUGGGAUCAGCUUCAAAGAUUGCUAAGCAUGAAUUCAUUCAACCUGGUGCCUUAGCAGCAAAGGGACAGGGAGGGAAAAGCUUAAGAGUAAUGGGCUCUUUAAGAGUUAAUGCCGAACAGAGGACUCUAAUUGCCAAAAAUAAGAGUUGUAAUACAGCAACCUCUAAGUUGAAUAUGCUAGCUGAGAAAAAUUUCAAUGUGCACCCUUAUUUUGAAGCAAUGGAAGACAAUUUCCUCCUCUAUCAAGAAGCUGAAAUGACUCAAGAUGCUCAGAGAAGUGACAGAAGCGGUCGAGGACAAAGCAUAAGAGUUAUUGCUGAAAAGAGGACUCCGAUUGGAAAAAAUAGAAGUUGUACUCCAGCAACUUCUAAUCUAAAUAAGCCAACAAAGAGAAGUAUCCUUGUGCCUCCUGAUUUUGAUCCAAUGGAAGACUUCCUUUAUCAAGAUGCUGAAGUGACUCUAGCUGUUCAGAGAAGUGAUACUAGUCCAUUUGAAUCUCAUAAGGCAAAAAAAGUGGCUGCAGUGACUCGAGAUGUUCAGAGAAGUCUAUUUGAAUCUCAAAAGGCAAAAAAAGUGGCUGAAGUGACUCGAGAUGUUCAGAGAAGUGAAACUGGUCCAUUUGAAUCUCAAAAGGCAAAAAAGAUGGCUGAAGUUACUCAAGAUGGUCCAUUUGAAUCUCAAAAGGCAAAAAAAGUUGCUGAAGUGACUCAAGAUGCUCAGACUAGUGAAACUAGUCCAUGUGAAUCUGAAAAGACAAAUAAAGUGAGAGGAAUGAACAUUUGUAAGAAAGCUUUGCGACUGAAACCUGGAGAAAAGUUAAGAGUCACUUUCUACCAAAAUCGAGUUGUUGGGCCGAAUCACGCCUCAUUUUCUAGACACUUGGGUUUGCUCGUUCGUGAUCGUAAUAUGUGCCCGUUGCGAGUACAAUCAUGGUUGGACAUCGAAGAACAUAAGCUUGAGCACAUGUGGAAAGCUGUUACUGAAAAAUUUGACAGUGACGACAUGAUUGAUCAUAGAGGUCAUGUUCUGCAACAUAUGAGAAAACAUUGGAAUAAUUGGAGAGGAUCAUUGCACAAGAAAAUGAAAUCGAAGUCAUUGCAUGAGGUUCUAAAAGAUGUGCCGGCAGGAGUAGAAAACAGUGAUUGGCAAUGGUUGGUUAAGGAGCAUUUCUUAUCUGAUAAAUUUAAGGAAUCAAGUACAAGAAACUCAGUCAAUAGGUCUAAGGUAGUUAUGCCUCAUCGUACGGGUAGCAAACCUUAUAGAGAGAUUAAUUACGAAAUGGCUGAAAUCCAAGAGCUGGUACAAUCUGAACCGUCUCUUACUAAUAUUGAGGUAGUGGAAAGGUGCUUUGGACCUCAAUGCAAAAGUCAUGCAGUUCGAUUUGGGGGUGGGAUAACCGCUAAGGAGUUGAAAGGUGGUACCACCUCAAAGGCUGCAUUGUUGGAAGAGCAUAAAACAACUAAAAAAGAAAAGGAAUCACUACAAAACCGCAUGGAUAUUCUGGAGAGUAAAUAUGAAUGACUUGAACGUAUAUUGGUUCAUCAGCCUUCAUCACCUCCACUAGAUCAAGAACUUGAAGAUUGAAGAAAUGUGCUCGAACAAAGUGCAGAGCAAGUUGAAGCGCAUUAUGUUUAUUGUUUUAUUAGUAUUGGUGCAGAGACGUCAUUUGUACAUAUGCUACAAUUUCCUUUUCUCAAUUUUUAGGAUUUGAUGGAUUUAUUUUGUUGGACAUAUAUAUGUUUUUCGGUAAUUAAUGUGAUGUUUAGG
Molecule: messenger RNA, 2379 nt
Organism: Lycium barbarum (goji berry)
Lineage: Eukaryota; Viridiplantae; Streptophyta; Magnoliopsida; Solanales; Solanaceae
Exons: 11
Coding region: 613-2133 (506 amino acids)
Source: RefSeq, a predicted model, not a curated record